Molecule: messenger RNA, 1740 nt
Organism: Microsporum canis CBS 113480
Lineage: Eukaryota; Fungi; Ascomycota; Eurotiomycetes; Onygenales; Arthrodermataceae
Product: isocitrate dehydrogenase family protein
Exons: 1
Coding region: 1-1740 (579 amino acids)
Source: RefSeq, a predicted model, not a curated record
AUGCAUGGAAUGGAUCCGUUACGGAUUGGUGUCGCCAUAGGACAUGGAACAGGUCCAGAGCUCGCAACGGUGUUUGAACAUGUCGUGCGGGAACUGGCAUCUCGUUAUUCUCUAGGAGUCGAGUUUGUCCGCUCCGACAGGAUUUAUCAUUCUUAUAACUCCCUUCCCCUUGCAGAUGAGAGCCAAAAUGCAACACCUGAUAUCUGCGAUGAAACCGUAAAUGACAUCACACAUUAUCAACAAUUUUGUGAACAAGAAGCCAGUCGAGGGCUCAAAGUCAUAUUUCGAACCGCAAUAAGCGCCCAAUCCCUGUAUGCAGUGCGCCAGCAGCUUGAAGCUGUCAAGGUUGAGUGCUUUGACCGUGGAACCUCGUCCCUUCUAGUCAUUCGAGACCAGGCACAAGGGUUCUAUACUGGGACAAAUAAACUCGAAAGUGAUCAAGAUUCGGUGUCGAGAGUAUGCCAUUUCCGCAAAGGGGUGUUCCAACAUAUCAUCGCGUUCUCCUUGGAGCGUGCUAGAGAAAAAUGGGGCUACGAUCUUGGAGGGAUAAAGUCCGUAUUUCUGGUGUACAAAUUCCAUCUUUUUGAUGGGCUAUUGUUGUCCUGGGCCCGGGAUUGGACGAAAGAAUUUGGUAUCAAGGUGGAGUUUAUACAGCCGGACACGAUGAAUAGGAAUUUGAUCGCGUUCGGUGUGCACCGCUGCCUCAUGAUAGCGGGUAAUGAAUAUGCGGAUAUCAUGCAAACAAUCUUCCUUGAGAAGUUCAAUAUGCGGGUUCAAGAAACCUCCUGCUCUGAGAAUGUCUACUUGAAACCAGUAUUGAACCGGCUGAGCGAGUAUCAAACUACUCACGGCUCAGCAGAUGAUAUCACGGGAAAAGGAAUAGUAAAUCCAUCCGCCACCAUACGUGCUGCUGCGGCCAUCCUUGAACGCUUUGGUGGUUGCGUUGGUAUUGAUGCAAAAGUCGAUGACACUUUGAAUAUCCUACAGAAGAACAAAUCAGGUACACCAGACCAAGGAGGCAAUCUCACCACGGCCGCGUUUGUCGACGUAUUUCUCCGGACUCUCCCCAGCCCAAGCGUUGGUUCGCCUACUAUGAGCGAAUUUUCGCAGUCAUCCUCUCUUGCCGAUGGCUCCACAGAAAUGUAUCAAUCGCCUGACUUUUCCGCAGCCUUUAUGGGGAAGCCGACAGCUGUGGUGGUAAUAGAUUUUCAAAACGAUUUCAUUUCAUUGGGGGACCCAGCAACUAUGAGCCACAUCACGGAUGCACUUGUUCGUGUCCUCGCUUUUUCCAGAUCUCAUGCUCAAGACGUUGUCUUCAUCCAGCAUCUAGGGGACUCACGAUAUCAAAAUGCUAGCUGGCAGCACCGAAACCGUGUUCAGAACCGCAAAGAACUCUGCGUAGAGGGAACUUGGGGAGCACAAUUGUCCCCUGCUCUCUCACCGGCGCCCGGAGAACAUAUAUUCUAUAAGAAAGCUCAGUUUGACGCAUUCCAAAGCCCAGAGUUCGAAAAGUAUAUUUCCGAGAAAGGAAUCGAACAUAUCAUUCUCGUGGGCUUGUAUGCAGAUAUUUGCAUUGACGCGACAGCCAAGGCAGCAUUCCAGAGAGGCUUAUGGACUACUGUCGUCCAGGAUUGUACGACAGCGCUUCACUUGAAGAACGAAGAUAUUUUGGGGUACAUGCAGAAGGUUUAUGGUGCUAGAGUUGUGGAAAGUGAAAAACUCCUGAGAAUGCAUGCAUAA